Molecule: messenger RNA, 1387 nt
Organism: Seriola dumerili (greater amberjack)
Lineage: Eukaryota; Metazoa; Chordata; Actinopteri; Carangiformes; Carangidae
Gene: tmem70
Product: transmembrane protein 70
Exons: 3
Coding region: 96-818 (240 amino acids)
Biological process (GO): mitochondrial proton-transporting ATP synthase complex assembly
Cellular component (GO): mitochondrial membrane
Source: RefSeq, a predicted model, not a curated record
GCACAUGCUGGUUUGUUCACCCUCAUGACAGGAAGAAGAGUGGUCACAACGUGUGUCAAAUUGGAAAGUCAAUGAAUUAAUUGGAGUCGCGAACAAUGUUUUCUGUAAAUGUCUUUCGUAGAUUUCGACCCUGUGUUGUCUCUCAGUCGUUCAGGUACAUUCACAUUACGGCCGCGCGACAGGGUGCGCCGCUGCCCGCGUCUUGUUUCAAAACAGUUGGUGGAAAACAGCUAUAUGCUGUCGGAAGGUCGUUCCUCAACAUGAACAACAAGGUGCAGUCCCACUGUCCAUCACCCUGUUUUCUCUCUGCACUCGCCCACUCCGAGGAUGGGAACCUCAUCUACACUGGCAGCCUGGGCAGUGCUGUUCGAGGGGUAAAGAUGUUCUCGUACAGCACCAGCGGGGCCAGCCUCUUCCUCAUGCCCCACAUACUCCUGAAGACAGGACUAGGAGUGCAGAGCUUUGCUUUGCAAACUGCUUUUUGUGGAGUGAUUGGCUUCUUCACCUUCCUCACCCCUGUCCUCCUUCAUCUCAUAACCAAGGGCUACGUGAUCCGCCUGUAUCAUCACCCAGACAGAGACACCUACACUGCUGUCACCUACAGUGUGUUCCUCACGGAAAAAAAGAGCGUGUUCCACCAGAGCCAGGUCAAGAUCCCAGCCAUUAGCAAGAUGUUCACCACCUUCUACGUCAACAACAUGGGGCUGCUGGUAAACCCAGACCUGUUCACUUUACCUCAUGACUACAAUCACCUGAUGGGCUACGAUAAGCCCUUUAGCUUCAACACAGAUGACAUGGACAGUCCCAAUAAGAGCUGAGAGACUGACUGGACUGAAACCGGUCAAAUGUGGUGUUAGCAUAUUAAUUACAUCCACAAGUCCAAACUGCAUAGUACAGACAGUCCCGGGGCGGAACAACCACGGAAGACUUGGCAACUGAAAUCAUUUCUCAACUACAUUAGAUUUUUUGGUUAAUGUUUUAAAGGAUGUGUCAUGAAAAUGAAUUAAAUAAAUUAUCAUGUCAUUAUCAUGACCUGUUACCUGUUUGAAACAGUUUCCUUCUGUUGGCCUCAUUGUUGGUGUCAUGACAGAGAUGCAGUCACUCUCUGACUGUCAUGACAUGAACCAAAUUCUAUUGAAAAAUACAUUUUCAUCCUCAGUUUUGUAACCUGAUGUUAUUUCAUACCCCUGUCACCACUGGAUGUCAAGUGUUUCAGUACUACUGCUGAUUAAAAUACCAGGGUUUUAGUACUGACACCAAAGCAAUGUUUCAUUAACUUACCAUGUGGAAAACAAGUCUUUUCAAGCCAAACUUCACAAAUGUUAAGAAAAUGCAAGCAGCUGUAGAGUAACUUUUGCAGCAAUACAAUACUGUCUAAAAUUUUAAA